Messenger RNA from Linum tenue, 294 nucleotides. The record is from the annotation of a GenBank genome assembly. Lineage: Eukaryota; Viridiplantae; Streptophyta; Magnoliopsida; Malpighiales; Linaceae.
GGGACUAGUAAUCGACGAUAUGCUCAUAUUGGUGACGUUAUCGUUGCUGUUAUCAAAGAAGCAAUACCAAAUUCACCUUUAGAAAAAUCCGAAGUGAUCAGAGCUGUAAUUGUACGUACUUGUAAAGAACUCAAACGCAACAAUGGUAUGAAAAUACGAUAUGAUGACAAUGCUGCAGUUGUCAUUGAUCAGGAAGGAAAUCCAAAGGGAACUCGAAUUUUUGGUGCGAUCGCACGAGAGUUGAGACAGUUAAAUUUUACUAAAAUAGUUUCAUUAGCGCCCGAAGUAUUAUAA